AUGAAACUAAAACGUGCAGUAGUGAUUUUCGGCUCGAUAAUCGUCCUACUUAUAAUUUUCACCAUUUAUUCCGCCAAAGAUUUACCAAUGUCGACUAAAAACGCGCACGCGCAAGAAUUGAAAGACAACCAAUGGCUGCACUUUGAAGACCGCAUUAAGCAACUUGAAAGCGACUUAAGCCAGCACCACAAUGCUGUAGCUGAAAUAAAAGUAGCUAUGCAAAAUAUGCUCAAACCACCUACCAAUAAUCGCACUAUUAUAACUGAAAUUGUUUAUAAUAAUAAUUGUCCUUUUCAAAUCAACCAAAAACCUUUUAGUAAUGUGCAAAUGCUUGAUUUAUAUAAGACUUUGCAGUUUGAUAAUCCUGAUGGAGGGGCUUGGAAGCAAGGCUGGCGCAUAGAAGUAGAUGAAAAAGACUUCAACAGGCAAAACAAGCUAAAAGUCUUUGUGGUACCGCACUCGCACAACGACCCAGGUUGGAUUAGGACCUUGGACGAGUACUACACCACUCAAACCAAACACAUUUUAAACAAUAUGCUUGUAAAAUUACCAGAAGACACAAGACGCAAAUUCAUUUGGGCUGAAAUUUCGUUUUUCUCAAUGUGGUGGGAGGAUUUAGAUGAAACAGGCAAAGAUACAGUAAAGCGCCUUAUUAAAAACAAUCAACUAGAAAUUGUCACAGGAGGCUGGGUAAUGAACGACGAAGCCAAUUCGCAUUAUAUUUCAAUAAUACAUCAACUAACCGAAGGCCAUGAAUGGCUCAAAAAACACUUAAACUACACACCUGUUAGCCAUUGGUCAAUAGACCCAUUUGGUUUAAGUCUGACUCAACCAGCAAUUCUUAAAGCAGCCGGUUUGCAAAACAUGCUCAUACAGCGCGUUCACUAUUCUGUCAAGAAAGCCCUUGCACGCGAGCGGCAAUUGGAAUUCAAAUGGCGACAACUUUGGGACAACAACGGCCAAAGCGACAUUUUUUGCCACAUGAUGCCUUUUUACGGCUAUGAUGUGCCUCACACGUGCGGCCCUGAUCCAAAAAUUUGCUGUCAAUUUGAUUUUAAACGUUUGCCCGGACAUGGACUGCACUGUCCUUGGAAGGUACCACCAGUCAAGAUAACUGACGACAAUGUAGCUGAAAGGGCUUCUUUACUGUUAGACCAAUACCGCAAAAAAUCAAUGCUUUAUAAAACAAACAUAGUACUAGUCCCUUUGGGGGACGAUUUCAGGUACGACCACGCCACUGAAUGGGAUGUCCAAUACACAAACUACCAAAAACUUUUUGAUUAUAUGAAUUCUAAACUAGACUUAAACGUGCAAGCACAAUUUGGCACCCUAACUGACUAUUUUGAGGCAGUUAAAAAACAAAAAUCCUUAGACAAAUUCCCUGUUUUGUCUGGUGACUUUUUCACCUAUGCAGACCGUGACGACCAUUAUUGGAGCGGCUAUUAUACCUCGAGGCCUUUUUACAAACGCAUGGAUCGCGUUUUGAUUGGCUAUAUUCGGGCCACUGAAAUGAUUCAUUCUUUGUCUAAUCUAAAACUUGAGUCUUUGCUUAGUAGUGCUAGACAAGCUUUGGCAUUGUUUCAGCACCAUGACGGCAUCACUGGUACUGCCAAGGAUCAUGUGGUAAACGACUACGGUAAACGCUUGCUGCAAGCGAUUCAUAAUUGCCAACACAUUAUACAGCUUUGUGUCAAUAAUUUGCUCGGUGAUGACGUCAUUACUCAUUACAAUUUUGAAGAUGUUUGGCAUUCGCACAAUAGUUUGCCAGAGAAAAUGCAAAUCACCAUUGGACUACCUGAUUUGCCUUCAAAAAAAAUUGUUAUUUUUAAUUCUUUGGCGUUUGCCAGGCACGAAGUUGUCAGUUUUAAUGUGAACACGCCUUUUGUUGAGGUUUUGGACUUUCAAGGCAAAAGACUCCCUUGCCAAGUAUCGCCAAUAUUCGAAUACGGUUCUGCAAUGUCUCAGACCAAAUACGAACUUUCAUUUAUCGCCAACAUUCCCGCUUUGGCCACUGUAACUUUUACAAUUACAGCAGUUUAUGAAGAAGACAAACCUAAGGAAACCACGUUUGCAAAAGUAAAAAUCUAUAAUCGGUACGGGGACGCCCCUGGGCCGAAAGGUUUCAAAGCCGAAAUUUUCGAAAGUCCUAGCGAAUUUAGUUUUCAAAAUGCCCGCGUGGCGGUUUCGUUUAACAAAAUGGGCCUGUUAAAAGCGGUUAAAACCGGUACUACAACGGUACCUGUACAUUUGGAUUUUGCAAAGUACGGGGUGGCUCAGAGACAAAACGACAGAAGCGGGGCCUACUUGUUUCUACCGGACGGUGACGCCACUGAACUAAAAGUGGAAAACGCCGUUGUCAAUACAAUCGAGGGCCCCAUUUUGUCUUCGGUCACUGUCCAGUUGCCUUACGUCCUUCACAAGGCUGUCUUGUACAAUACACCCGGGGCGGACGGUUUAGGAAUCGAAAUACAAAAUGAAGUAGACAUCGAAAAGACGCACAAUUUCGAGCUGGUCAUGCGCCUGGCCACAAAUAUCGAAAACAAAGACGAAUUUUAUACGGACGUUAAUGGCUACCAAAUGGUGCGCAGGCUCAGAUUUAAAAAGCUGCCGUUGCAAGCCAACUAUUAUCCGAUGCCUGCUAAGGCUUAUAUUGAAGAUGAACACGUGCGCUUGUCGGUAACGACGGGAUCUCCUUUAGGCUGUAGCUCAUUGGGCAGUGGUAAACUAGAAAUAAUGCUUGACAGGCGUUUGGGGCAAGACGAUAAUUUAGGACUAGGACAAGGUGUUUUGGAUAAUAAGCCUACUAAACACUUAUUCAGGUUGCUUGUAGAGAAACGGACUAGCGAUUGUCGGGUAUUGUCACGUGAUCAUCCUGCAGGAUUUCCCACCUUGUCAGCAGCAGUGACGUCAGACACUUUGCUUAAUCCCUUAAUAAAACUCGUCAAAGUACAAGAUGAGGCAAAUAGCAAAAGAGAAGUGUACGCCCCUGCGUUUCAAUUGGGCGUGGACUUGUCUAUACCCACCUUUAAAACAAACAUAUUAAUUAACGGCUCUUUUCGUACCGGGUUGGUACUGCACCGGCAGUACUUGGACACUUGUUUUUCAGAUGCGGUGUUGGCAAAGCAGUUUCCUUUAAGCGACGGUACUGUUAAUUUGAAGCAUUUGUUUCCAGAUAGUAAGACAUUAUUUAAGGCGAGUUUGACGUUUUUAAAAAGCGAGGGCCGAAUGGAGAUCGGAGAGGAUUUUCAGGUUUGUCCUAUGGAGUUUAAGGCUUUUUACGUUUAA
Ceutorhynchus assimilis (cabbage seed weevil) is the source of this 3285-nucleotide messenger RNA. The record is from the annotation of a GenBank genome assembly. Lineage: Eukaryota; Metazoa; Arthropoda; Insecta; Coleoptera; Curculionidae.